AAAAUAAACUCUCACCACCACUUUCCUGGAACCGCAGAGAAUAUUUAAAGUGAACACUCCUUCAGCCUCUGCCAACAUCAUGCUUUCACUCACUAUUGUUAGUUUGGGCGUGAAAGUUUCGAUUAAAUACCGACGUUUAUAGGGAGUUGAGUGCGUGCGUUCCCUGGUUGUUACGUAGGCUGCAGUUUAACCGUUAAACAACGCGUUCAGGAACGUGAGAGGACGUCUUUGCGUCCGUGCCGUGCCAAGUAGUGUUCCGAGAAUAAAACACGGGAGAAAGUUUCUCACCGGAGGGGAGGACAAAUGGAUCAACCAGAGGAGGAGCUACAACAGAUCUCUAUAUGGCUUACUGAGGAGGGAAUCACUCCUGACUCCCCUAAGGAGGUUCAGCUGUGUGUGCUAUGGCGUGCCCUCCAGCACACAAAAUGCCAUCUGAGCAGUGUGACAUGGGAUCUGGACAAGCAGCGCUCACAGCACUCAGCAGAGUUGACAGAGGUACGCAAGUCCUUGGAGCAGAUUCGAAUCUUUACAGAGCACAAAGAUGUUCUGGCUCAGGAGAUACAAGAUGAAAAUGAUCAGCUCAAGGACCAGCUCCGGCGUCUAAUAUCCCUUCAAGAUGCCCAGAUAAGCGAGGUGGCUAAAAUGCUCUACCAGCAGGGUCUCACAGAGUUGAUUCACAGCAGCCCCAGUGAGCAGGUGGCCUACCUCCUGGUGGAGAGAGCCUCUUUACUCGAGACCAGCGAGGUCCCAGACCACCUGAAGGGUCACAGAGGCACAGAGGAGACCAAAGACCAAGCUGAGCAGCAGAGCACAAAUACACACCAGUCUUCCCACAAGGGGGCACCACAUUAUCACCAGAACCCAUGGAAGAGACUCUUUGGACUACACAAAGCAUCCCAGAGCAAACAUACUUUUAUUCCAGACACUUUGCAUGGCGGAAGAAAUUCAAGAUACUACAUGAGUAAUGCAUCCAGUGAACUUCUCAAGGCUGAAGCCAGGUGUUUGGCUAGCCAGACAAACAGUGUGCAGAGGGAAUGUUCCCGUCUGGAGCGCGACCUGGAGGAGGGCUCCCGCCGGUUGGCUAUGGCCCAUAAUGAGAUCAGGCGUUUGACAGAUGAGCUGGAGUCUGCUCAUUUGACCCUAAGAGCUUAUGAGCCAGAGCUGCAGGCUGCACAGCAGGAGGUAGAGCAACUCAGACAGGAAGUAGAAAAACUCAAAAAAUAUGAAAUGGUGGAACUGCGAAAGACAAAAGAGCUGAACGAUCGUUUGGACCUUGAAAUCAGAGCCUUGAGGGGUAGAGUACGAACCCUGGAUGCUGAGAAAAACACUCUGCAGCAGAAGGUGGUGUCUCUUCAGAGGGAGGUGGAGGGGCUGAAAUCUGACGUGGAGGAGCAGCAGCAGGCUGAGCAGCAGCUUCUCACUCUUCAGGUUCAGGGCAGCCAGGACCACGAGCAGGCUGAAAGGGGUGUGGAGCAGCUUGAGUCAGCCCUGCAGGAGCAUCAGCAGCAGGCUGAGCAGAAACUCCUCACUGUGCAGGCUCAGGCCAUCCAAGCUAACAAGUUAGCUCAAUCACAGGCAACUGAUUUGAUUCAGAGCAAUGAGAUAUGCAAAGAUUUACAAAACAAGCUAAGCGCUCAGUCCAGAUGGCUUUUGGAAAAGGAGUCAGAAAUACAAAGCCUUAAGCAGCAGCUGGAUGAUUCACACAAAGAAAUGGAUAACAUUAUAGCUGCCAUUUCCACAGAAGAAAAACAUCUUCAGGAUAACAGUUUCAUUGUAUGUCUAUGUGCGUGUUCAAGGCUCAUGAAGCAGGAAGAGGCUAAUAUACAUCAUGAUGAAAACCCUCACAGGAGACUGGAAGACUCCUUUUCAGCAAAGGAUAAAGGGCGACAGAGACUAAUACUGCUGCUGCAAAACAAGGAGAACACAAAACACAAGGACUUGCCCGGAUUUCAGGAGGCAGUGAAGACUCUGGUUGCCACUCAAGAUGAGUGUGAGAGGCUCAGAAAGGAAAUCUGUGAAACCCUUAAAUGCCUUGACAAAGAGCGGAGUAAAUACCACGAGAUGAAGGAGAAACAAAAGAUGAAGCUGCUUCGAGCUAAACGGAAACUAGAUGAAGAAACCGCAUGGCGUGAUGAAAGAAUCAGUAGUCUAGGGUGCGAGCUUUCUUUGUGUUCCCAUUCAUUGGCUAAGGAAAAAGAGCUCAUCAUAAAUAUAACUGUGGAAAAUGACAAACUGCUUGUUGAGAGGAGAAGACUACUACAACAACAACUGAAUGAGGAGGAACACAACAAGAAAGACUGUCACUUAAAAGCGUCUCUGUCCAAAUGCAGGGUUGAUUUUCUAGAGAUGGAAAACAAGAAACUUGGAAACAAAAUACUCCAAAUGUCCAAUCAGCUCAUCGCCCUGGAACGCAGCCUGCAAAUCCUGAAGUCUCCUCACCUAACGGAGGAGCUGAAGAAAAGACGUAACAGUAUGCACGUUAUAAAAUCUCUCCAUUUGGAAACAUCACGUGUGAUAACCCCUGAGCCAUCUGAAGUUCAGGGCUUGUUUGAAAAUACUCAGAGUAAGCAGCCAGACAGAACUUCCUCCCCUCGAUGUGUCCUCUCUGGACCCCUGUCUCGAUCGUCGGAGAUGGGCUACCUGAAUCUGACCUCCACUCAGAGCCUCUCAGAACAACUCAUUCCCUCAGCCAGCCUCAGCAGUUCAGACAGUACGUGUUCCUAAGACUUCUGUAUACAACAUAUAUCAACUGUACAGACAUUAUUAUAUUUUUGAUUAAAAAAAAGAACACAACAAAAA
Labrus bergylta (ballan wrasse) is the source of this 2799-nucleotide messenger RNA. The record is from RefSeq and is a predicted model, not a curated record. NCBI's taxonomy places the organism in Eukaryota, Metazoa, Chordata, Actinopteri, Labriformes, Labridae.